CAAGAUCAGAUCAAACACAUUCUUCAGGAUGUGAGUUGCUUAAUGGACCUCUCUAUUGAGCAUAUUAAUAGGCUGAGGGGCGUUACUGAAGCCCCUUUUGCAAUUGACAAGUUUCAAGUCUCUAUGGCCGAUUAUUGUGAGUGGUUGAGCAUAUUAGGUGAUGACAUUCGCGGUAUCGAGCUAGAUGGUCAAAGACAGCGCCUUGUGUUUAAAGAAUGUCCAGGAGCAAUGCAUGAAAUUGCUGUUGACGUAGUUCGUGAGUUUCUUUUACAACCACUGCGAGAUAGGUUGAACGCUGUAACUCAAUCACACCAUAGCUUAAUGGGAAGCAAAAUGACUCUUCUUUAUAAUGGACACGAUUCUUCUUUCAAACUGCCUGAUGCAUCUCUUAAGCAUUCAGAAUCUGACCCGCCUAUUGUGGUGCUUGAGGAUGCUUUUGCUGAAACAACCAGGGAUCUUAUCAACGACGCACGAAGAUGGUUAGCAGGAGGUAGU
Messenger RNA from Talaromyces proteolyticus, 495 nucleotides. RefSeq lists its product as uncharacterized. The transcript has 2 exons. The annotation marks the transcript as partial. NCBI's taxonomy places the organism in Eukaryota, Fungi, Ascomycota, Eurotiomycetes, Eurotiales, Trichocomaceae. The record is from RefSeq and is a predicted model, not a curated record.